Neogale vison (American mink) is the source of this 4236-nucleotide messenger RNA. It is a transcript of the gene IGDCC3, whose product is annotated as immunoglobulin superfamily DCC subclass member 3. Gene Ontology annotation, biological process: axon guidance; cell-cell adhesion. The coding region runs from base 183 to 2486 and encodes 767 amino acids. Gene Ontology annotation, cellular component: plasma membrane; axon. The record is from RefSeq and is a predicted model, not a curated record. The transcript is spliced from 14 exons. NCBI's taxonomy places the organism in Eukaryota, Metazoa, Chordata, Mammalia, Carnivora, Mustelidae. Gene Ontology annotation, molecular function: protein binding.
UAAGGCGGGUCCCCCUCCUCCUUUCUCCCCACCCACUUUCCGUCUCCCCCAACCAGGGAGGGCGCUUGUCUGUUGGGGAGGGGCCAGCUCCAGGAUCACUAGUUCCCUGGAAAUGUGACGAGGGGAUCUGUGGCUGCCCUUCCAGACCAGGUCUUGGCCACUCUGCCGAAUUGGCCUUUGCUAUGGAGCCAAGUGAUGAUGUUGCAGUUCCUGGGCAGCCUGUAGUGCUGGGCUGCAGGGUGGAGGGGACCCCUCCAGUGAGAAUCACCUGGAGAAAGAAUGGAGUGGAGCUGCUGGAGAGUACCCACGCCACCUUGCUGGCGAAUGGGUCCCUGAUGCUCCCUCACUUCCAGCUGGAUCAGGGAGGGAGCCCCUCAGAUGAGGGUGACUAUGAGUGUGUGGCUCAGAACCGCUUUGGACUCGUGGUCAGCCGGAAGGCUCGAAUCCAGGCUGCAACCAUGUCGGACUUCCACGUGCAUCCCCAGGCCACCGUGGGAGAGGAGGGUGGUGUGGCCCGCUUCCAGUGCCAAAUCCAUGGGCUUCCCAAACCCUUGAUCACGUGGGAGAAGAACAGAGUCCCCAUUGACACGGACAACGAGAGGUACACAUUGCUGCCCAAGGGGGUCCUGCAGAUCACAGGACUUCGGGCUGAGGACAGCGGUGUCUUCCACUGUGUGGCCUCAAAUAUUGCCAGUGUCCGGGUCAGCCACGGGGCCAGGCUCACCGUGUCAGGCUCGGGCUCUGGGGCCUACAAGGAGCCAGUGAUUCUCGUGGGGCCUGAGAACCUCACCCUGACAGUGCACCAGACCGCUGUGCUUGAGUGUGUCGCCACGGGCAACCCGCGCCCCAUUGUGUCCUGGAGCCGCCUGGAUGGCCGCCCCAUUGGGGUGGAGGGCAUCCAGGUGCUGGGCACUGGAAAUCUUAUCAUCUCCGAUGUGACGGUCCAGCACUCCGGCGUCUAUGUCUGCGCGGCCAACAGGCCCGGCACCCGGGUGAGGAGAACAGCGCAGGGCCGGCUGGUGGUACAAGCCCCAGCAGAGUUUGUCCAGCACCCCCAGUCCAUCUCCAGGCCAGCUGGGACAACAGCCAUGUUCACCUGCCAAGCCCAGGGUGAGCCGCCCCCUCAUGUCACAUGGUUGAAGAACGGACAGGUGCUGGGGCCGGGAGGCCACGUCAGGCUCAAGAACAACAACAGCACUCUGACAAUUUCUGGAAUUGGCCCUGAGGACGAGGCCAUCUACCAGUGUGUGGCCGAGAACAGUGCUGGCUCCUCCCAGGCCAGUGCCAGGCUGACCGUGCUGUGGGCUGAGGGGCUGCCUGGCCCCCCCCUCAAUGUACAGGCGGUCUCCGUGUCAUCCACUGAGGUCCGCGUGUCCUGGAAUGAACCCCUGGUCAACACCAAGGAGAUUAUUGGCUAUGUCCUGCACAUCAGGAAGGCUGCUGACCCUCCGGAGCUGGAGUACCAGGAGGCAGUCAGCAAGAGCACCUUUCAGCACCUGGUGAGCGACCUUGAGCCCUCCACUGCCUACAGCUUCUACAUCAAGGCCUACACGCCGAGGGGGGCCAGCUCCGCCUCUGCCCCUGUGCUGACCAGCACCCUGGGCGAAGCCCCCGCCCCUCCCCCGCUGUCGGUGCGGGUCGUGGGCAGCUCGUCCCUGCAGCUGCUGUGGGAGCCGUGGCCCCGGCUGGCCCAGCACGAGGGAGGCUUCAAGCUGUUCUACCGCCCAGCGAGCAGAGCCUCCUUCACCGGCCCCAUCCUGCUGCCUGCAACCACCUCCUCCUACAACCUCAGCCAGCUUGACCCCACUACAGUGUAUGAGGUGAAGUUGCUUGCCUACAACCAGCACGGGGAGGGCAAUGCCACAGUCCGCUUCGUGUCCUUGAGGGGAGCCUCUGAGAGGACAGCCCUGAGCCCACCGUGCGACUGCCGGAAGGAGGAGCCCAGUAACCAGACGUCCACCACAGGCAUCGUCAUCGGCAUCCACAUCGGGGUCACCUGCAUCAUCUUCUGUGUCCUCUUCCUCCUGUUCGGCCAAAGGGGCAGGGUCCUCUUGUGUAAGGAUGUAGAAAACCAGCUCUCCCCUCCUCAGGGCCCCCGGAGCCCAAGGGAUCCUAGCAUCCUGGCACUGAAUGGGGCGGGCCAGGGAGAGCAGGGCCAGCUGGGCCGAGAUAAGAAGCGUGUGGACUUGAAAGAACUGGAACAGCUGUUCCCCCCAACUGGGGCAGCAGGGCGGCCAGACUCCAGACCUGGCCCCAGACCCAUGGAUCCCGGGGACCCUGCCCUGUGUGAGGAGACCCAGUUCUCUGUGCUGCCACUUGAGGGAUUCAGCCUUCUGGAGGAGAUGGUGUCAGAAGCCAAGGACCCCAGCGCAGGCCCUGCAGCCUCCCUGCCACCCCAGGACGUAGGCCAUGGCCGCCUCGGUGAAGGACAGGCUACCCGGCCUCCCCUGGCACCAGCUGCCCAGCCAGCUCGCUCGGGACAGUAGCCAGUGUCUGGCAGGCUCUGGAGGGGGCAACCCCCCAUUCUCAGGUCAAAGGCAAGAUUUCUCCUGUCAUGUGGGACUCGGAUGGGGCUUCCCAGCAUUUCUGUCCUGACACCCUUAGGGGGUCAAGACCUAAAAGUAGCCUCAGCAGGGAUUCCCCGCCCCAGGACCUGGAGGGGUUCCUGCAGGAACCUCUCCCUUGGACUAAUGUCCCCGCUCACCUCUGCCUCAUAUCCACAUGACAUGGAACUGAACUAAUGUUUUCCUUUAAAGAAAAGCAAGAAAGAUGAAUUAGACUCCAAAAACACGCCCUUGCCGUGGCUGGGCCCCUGACACUGUCACCCUCCACCGACCUUGUUUUCUCAGGAUGGAUUUUUGCUAUUUGGCUUUCAGUACCUACCUCAGCCGGAAUGAAUGUUCUUGAGGGAGCUGGGCUGUGGCCUCAGCACCCCCACCCCACAAAGCCCCAAAUGCAUUCCUACCUCAAGCCCCUAUAGGGGCAUCCCCUCUCUUUCCCCAGAUUAUUAUCCAGAAUUGAAAAAAAAAAAAAAGAAAAAGAAAAAAAAAAAAGCACUUCCCCAUUUCCAGGUGUGAAAGAAAACAUCUACCUCAAGGCUCGCCAGCUCUCCGGGCCUGUGUUGUAUCACUGGACCCUCCUCCUGGCUCCUCUUCCUGCCCGAGACCUUCUACCCCUCCCCGAGAGAGGAGGCCAGAGGCUAAGUCACCAAUGGUGGGCCUCUCAGGACCUACAGAAAUAAAGAUGGAAUUAGUCAAAGAAAAUGUGAAAAAAAAAAAAAAAAAGCCAAAAAUGAGAGGAAAUGUGUUCCUUGACGUCUGUCGCUCCACACACCAUCCAGCAGGCUGCUGCCACCGCUUUGCCCUGUCUCCUCUGCCCGCUCCGGUUUCGACCUUCUCAGCCAACUGAUCUUGACUGGGAUCCCCACAGCCGGCUCCCUGCCUGGGCCUUCCGAGGGUGGGGUGUUGCCCUGAAGCCUGCCUCCUAUCCCGUCCGGCCCCAGAGCCCUUGGAGCAGACUGUCCUCUGGAAUGUUCUGUGUGUGUGACCGCUGUGUGUGGGUGUUGGGUCGGGAGGUUCCCUGGCAGACGUGGCCUGGCCCUCUAGCCCAUGGGACACAGCCGGCCUGACCCAACCCCUGGACAGUGGAACGACCACUGUCAGCAGAUGUGGCUGGAAGAUAUUUUUAUACAAGGUGUGUUUAAAGAUUUAUGUUCUUGUGACUUCUUGUUUCUCUUUUCUGUUGUGGUGUUUUUUGAAAUACUUAAGGUAGGAAGGAAAAAAAAAAAGGAAACAAAGACCUAUUUUUGGUUAACUCAUUUUUUUAAAUAGAAGGAAAACUUUUUUUUAAAGGAGAAAAAAAAAAAAUAAGUGUAUUCCUUAAGUCUGAGAUUAGACCAUAAAGUCCCUGAUCCCUAACCCUCUAGGGAACCCUCCUCCCCCAAGUUUAGUUAAUUAGAUGAAGAAGGUAGAAUUUGUGGUGUUUUCCUAGAAGACUGGCAUCAUGUCCGUGUGGAUUCGGAAAGGGCAGUCUUCCCCUUCUCUCAAAUGGUGGGCCUGUGCCAAAGGCCCUCAAAACUCCCACACAGUACCCCCUCUGUCCCUGCAUUGGCCUCUCGGCACCCCCGGCAUCCUGGAAACCCCCUCUCCCAUGGGAAGAGUGGUCUGGGGUUGGAACCGCCUGGCCUGACUUGACCUGACUUUUGUCACACUCGACUCAUUUUGACUGAAUAAAGUC